Molecule: messenger RNA, 937 nt
Organism: Daphnia pulicaria
Lineage: Eukaryota; Metazoa; Arthropoda; Branchiopoda; Diplostraca; Daphniidae
Product: probable methyltransferase-like protein 24
Exons: 1
Coding region: 9-887 (292 amino acids)
Source: RefSeq, a predicted model, not a curated record
UCGAUAUAAUGAACAAAGCUGCCUUAAUGGCAUUUUUUUUUUUAAUAUCGAGUUGUAUCAUUAUGUUUGGCUUUGUAUUUCCAAGUAAUAAUAUUGUACAAUUUUCUAUCGAGAAAAACAUUAAUUGUGAUUCAUCAUCUUCUAUUGACUGGGAUGCAUUGCUGUCUUCAGCCACAUUAACGGCUAAUCAACUUCUGCAAUACUUCCUGUGGACCAAUCAUUCUUCGUGUCAAUUAUCUCAUUAUUUUGGAGGUAUAAUGAUGAAAAAUCCAUCUGGAUUAGCUGGCCAAAAAGUCGUUUGCAUCGAUCCAAAAGUAGCACCAAAACCUAGGAAGUGUCUUGUGUACUCUUUUGGAAUAAACAAUGAAUGGUCUUUCGAUGAGAAAAUGUCUUUGUAUGGCUGUGAGGUAUUUUCUUUUGAUCCAUCAAUGGGAUUAGAUCAUCACGUCCAUAGUCCUGGCAAUAUUCAUUUUUACAAUUGGGGCUUAGGCGAUCGAAAUGAAUAUGACCAAGAAUUAAACUGGACAAUCCGUUCACUAUCCUCUAUCUACGAAACUCUUUCCAUUCGUCAUGGCAGAAAGGUUAUAGACUAUUUAAAAAUUGACAUUGAAUAUUCUGAAUGGAUAGCUUUGCCAGAUAUAAUCAGUUCCGGAAUGUUGUCCAAGGUCCGGCAAUUAGGCAUUGAAGUUCACCUCGAAGUAACAGAUUCAUUGGAGCAACACCUUGAGAGAGCGAGAGUCUUACGAUCAAUUGAAAAAUCAGGAAUGAUUCGUUUUGAUUCUGAAUACAAUCCGUGGUAUUUCGGAAACUUCACUAAAUUCCAUUUGACCGGGUCUUUGGGUUAUGAGAUCGCAUGGUAUAAUGGGAAGCUUUUUCAUGAUGCAUGAUAUUUUAAAUCGCAGUAUUUUAAUAUAUUGCUUAAUGAACAGAAAAUUUU